GUCAUUGAUUGAAGUAAAAACCGGAUCCGUGGCCAAUACCGGUUUAUAAUAUUUUCCUUCCUUCCUUCCUUCCACCGGCGGUGGCUGAGUUCCGUCUUCUCUCUUCUCUUCUCCGUUACUGGACGCUGUUCAACAAAUCUUUUCUCUUUUGCAAAUUGAAACCUAAUUCACAAUCUCAAAAGAUAAGAUUACAGUUUUGGGGUUUUCUGCUUGACAGGGACAUGGCUACCAAGAAUCUCUUUCGACCCAUUUCUGCGAUGGUUCCUUGUCGAUCUAUUCUUCCUUGCAAUCACGGCCGCCCUGCUUCUUCCUUCUCAUCCACUCCUCCAUUCCAUACCUGCAAAUCCUCCAUCAGGACUCUAGGUUUUCGAUUUGCUAGACGGGUACCGCAUCCCAAUUGUUCUUACGGUGAAUCUCCAUCAUCAUCAUAUUCAUCAUCAUCAGCAGCAGCAGCAGAUGAGGAUGACUCCGAGCAAGGCCCUCCUCAAGAAGCUGUUCUCAAGGCCAUUUCAGAAUUGUCUAAAACAGAAGGACGCGUUGGGCAAACAACCAAUAUGGUUAUUGGUGGUACAGUAACAGAUGAUUCAACAAGCGAAUGGCUUGCUCUUGAUAAGAAGGUUAAUUCCUACCCAACUGUGAGAGAUUUUACUGCUAUUGGAACUGGUGGUGAUGACUUUGUGCAAGCUAUGGUUAUUGCUGUUGAAUCUGUACUUCAACACUCCAUCCCCGAGGAUAGUGUAAAACAGAAAAUAUCUUCACGGGGAAAAUAUGUUUCAGUGAAUAUUGGACCAGUUCAUGUCAUCUCUAGUGAACAGGUUCAAGCUAUAUAUAAUGCAAUGAAGACGGAUGAAAGGAUGAAAUACUUUUUGUAGUGCAGCUGCCAUUGCCAUUGCCACUGAUUGAUUGCUCUGUUGUACAGAAGAAGAGAAAGAAACUUUUCAUAUUUAUGUGGCAUUCAUUACCUUCUCUGUUCUCUCUAGACUAUGAACGAUCAUAUUCAAUUACUCAAUCUAACUAGAGUAAUAUUAUUUGUAAACUAUAAUCCAUUAUCACGUUUUAAUA
Impatiens glandulifera is the source of this 1062-nucleotide messenger RNA. RefSeq lists its product as uncharacterized. The coding region runs from base 222 to 872 and encodes 216 amino acids. The record is from RefSeq and is a predicted model, not a curated record. NCBI's taxonomy places the organism in Eukaryota, Viridiplantae, Streptophyta, Magnoliopsida, Ericales, Balsaminaceae. The transcript has 5 exons.